Messenger RNA from Clarias gariepinus (North African catfish), 2681 nucleotides. It is a transcript of the gene keap1a, whose product is annotated as kelch-like ECH-associated protein 1a. The transcript has 7 exons. NCBI's taxonomy places the organism in Eukaryota, Metazoa, Chordata, Actinopteri, Siluriformes, Clariidae. Gene Ontology annotation, molecular function: protein binding. Bases 636 to 2432 code for a protein of 598 amino acids. The record is from RefSeq and is a predicted model, not a curated record.
GAGCGCGCGCGCGCUGACGCAGCUGAACCGGAGUCGGGAGUUGCAGAGUCAUGCUGAUGUGGAUCAGACUCAAGGCACGGCAAUAAACAGCUGGAGAUCAAACGCAGACCUCUUAUGAUAUAACGCGAUAUAUUUAAACGGAGACUCAGUUCCGGAAGUCAGCACACGCCACGGUCGGGUCGGGAUUAAAAAGCAGUGACGGUCUCGCGCGCGAGCUAAAGUUGAGAGAGUAACUCGUGGUUGUAGUUAUAUACAGUCUCUGUACAUCAUUCUGGAUAUGCUUUCUGAAUUAUUGUGCUGCACACCUAAUCGGAGAGCACGGUCACAUUUGAAGAAAAGGAAGAUUUCGUGCGGAUUUCGGAUGCCGGACAUAUAAUCAUUUUGAUGCCCUUUUGAGAUUCUUUUUCAAAGUGUCUGUGUGAUAUUACUGCAAUAUUUAAUCAGGACCUUUAAACAAUGCCUGUUUGGUGUGACAGAGACCCUUGUGACAAUGGAUUCAAAAUCAGCCAGAAUGAAAGUGGCUUCCUAUUUCCCAGUGACUUUCAAUUGUGCUUGUAUUAUUUCAUGACACGUGGUUGGAUCUAGACUCGUUUGCCUGCUCUGUAUCCCAAGAAAUCAAAUUGUAGCCUUGGAGAAUGUUAUGCCCAAGGAAAAAGAGGCCUGUCAAAGAUGAGGAUUUUUCCGCCAUCGUGGUGCCCUCCAUGAAAGGCCAUGGCUAUCUGGACUACACCAUCGAGAGUCACCCUUCCAAAGCCUUUCAGCUCAUGGACGAGCUGCGUCAUCACGGCCUGCUCUGUGACCUGGUACUUCGAGUGACGUACAAAGAUGCCAUCGUGGAUUUCAAGGUUCACAAACUGGUACUGGCAGCCUGCAGCCCAUACUUCAAAGCCAUGUUCACCAGCAACUUCAAGGAGUGCCUGGCCUCAGAGGUGACUCUUAAGGAUGUUUGCCCUCAGGUGAUCAGUAGGCUGGUGGACUACGCGUACACCUCCCGCAUCACAGUAGGGGAAAAGUGUGUACUGCAUGUCCUACUGGCUGCCAUGCGCUUUCAGAUGGAGGAUGUGGCAAAAGCAUGCUGUGACUUUCUGGUCAAGAACCUAGAGCCCCCGAACGUCAUUGGGAUCGCCCGGUUUGCAGAGGAGAUCGGCUGUGUCGAGCUGCAUCAGCGGUGUCGGGAGUAUAUCAACAGUCACUUCAGUGAGGUCAUCAAAGAAGAGGAGUUCUUUAGCUUGACGCACUGCCAACUGCUGGAGCUCAUCAGUCAGGACAGUCUGAAGGUUCUGUGUGAGACUGAGGUCUACAAAGCCUGCACUGACUGGGUACGCUGGGACGCCGAGACUCGCUCACAGUACUUCCAUGCUCUGCUCAAUGCUGUCCAUAUCUACGCAUUGCCGGCCAAGUUCCUCAAGAGGCAGCUGCAGUCAUGCCCUAUUUUGAGCAAGGCCAACUCCUGCAAAGACUUUCUCUCCAAGAUCUUCCACGACAUGACCCUUCGCAAGUACCUGCCCCCUACUCCGUACCGAGGCACCAAGUUGAUCUAUGUGGCUGGGGGUUACAACCAGCAAUCGGUGGCCUCCAUGGAGGCUUAUGACCCACGAAACAACACUUGGAUGCAGUUGGCGCCAAUGGAGCAACCCUGCAGUGGCUUGGGAGCCUCUGUACUAUUCGGGCUCUUCUACACGGUAGGGGGUCGAAACCUUUCAAUGCAGAGCAAUGCAGAUUCCGCCACACUGUCCUGCUACAACCCCAUGACCAAUCAGUGGACCCAGCUAGCUUCACUUAACACAGCCAGGAACAGAGUGGGUACCGGGGAACUCGACGGGAGCAUCUAUGCGGUUGGAGGAUCCCAAGGCUCUACACAUCACAACACAGUAGAGAGGUAUGAUCCAGAGACAAACAGGUGGACGUUCGUGGCGCCAAUGUCCGUGGCACGACUGGGAGCCGGUGUGGCAGCAUGUGGUGGAGCUUUGUAUGUGGUAGGGGGCUUUGACGGGCAAAAUCGCUGGAAAACUGUAGAGCGCUACCAACCAGACACCAACACCUGGCACCAUGUAGCGUCCAUGAACACUGCGCGAAGCGGCUUAGGUGUGGUGUCUAUAGAUUCCUACCUCUACGCUGUGGGUGGUUAUGACGGCCAAAGGCAGCUCAACACUAUGGAGAGAUAUAACGUAGGCAGAGACGUUUGGGAGCCAGUUGCAUCCAUGGUCCACAGCCGAAGCGCCCACGGAGUCACGGUCUACCACGACAAACUCUUCGUGUUUGGGGGUUUCAACCAGACUGGUUUCCUGUCCAGCGUGGAGAGUUACUGCCCAGGAAGCAACCAGUGGACAUACGUGACGGACAUGCCGGUGGGUCGAAGCGGGAUGGCAGUGGGUGUAACCAUGGAGCCGUGCCCGGGAUGCCUCGCUGAGGAGGAAGACGACGAAAUGUGACGCAGACUUUGAACUUUGUAACCUCUUUAGAGAUAAUUCCCAGGUCUCUUGAGGGCGAGGAGGUUCGACACUGGAUUUUUCAGCCAGGACGAACUGAACCUGUUGAUCUGUGGCAGUAUUUCUAGAGCCCUUUUUUGCACGUUGUAAAUUUGUGCGUGUUAUUUAGAAAGCAAUGACCGGACUACUGACAUUUCCUGAUGAGAUCGAAUUACGCUGUGAAUAAUAUCUAAAUAAAAGUUUCGAUCUGUA